This is a messenger RNA of Danio aesculapii, 1254 nucleotides long. Its product is annotated as trans-L-3-hydroxyproline dehydratase-like. Gene Ontology annotation, molecular function: hydro-lyase activity. NCBI's taxonomy places the organism in Eukaryota, Metazoa, Chordata, Actinopteri, Cypriniformes, Danionidae. The record is from RefSeq and is a predicted model, not a curated record.
GCUGCCCCUCACUGCGGCUCUGUGCUGUCAGUAGUGGACAUGCACACAGGUGGAGAACCGCUGCCGAUCAUCCUGAGUGGCUUUCCAGAGGUGAAGGGCGACACCAUCCUUGCCAAACGGCGUUACGUGAGAGAGCAUCUCGAUCAUCUUCGCAAGGUCUUAAUGUUGGAGCCCCGUGGACAUAAUGAUAUGUAUGGAGCCCUCCUGGUCAAAGUGGAGUUAGCAGAAGCUGACCUGGGCGUCCUGUUUCUGCAUAAUGAAGGCUACAGCACCAUGUGUUGGCCACGCUGUCAUUGCCGCUCGGACCGCUUCGCUGUUGAUUAUGGUCUGGUUAAAGAGCCCACUUCACCAGAGACGCAGAUUAACAUACACUGCCCCUGUGUUGUCAAGGCCUUUACGCAAUAUGCCGAUGGGAAAACUGGAGCUGUCAGGUUUUACAGUGUGCCCGCAUUCGCUUUCGCUACAGAUGUGAGUGUCGCUGUAGAGGGAUACGGGACCGUCACUGUGGACAUCAGUUAUGGUGGAGCUCUUUAUGCUUUUGUGAGUGCUGAGAAGUUUGGAAUGGAUGUCAACAAGUCCAAAACUAGAGAUUUGGUGGAUGCAGCCACUGCUGUGAGCGAGGCUGUCAAAUCACAGGUGAAGCUGUAUCAUCCAGUCAGUGAAGAUCUGGCCUUCCUCUAUGGCACAAUCCUUACAGACGGCAAAGAUGCUUUUUCUGAAGAGCCCACAGCCAAUGUGUGUGUGUUUGCUGAUGCGCAGGUGGACAGAAGCCCUACAGGUUCAGGCGUCACUGCUCGAGUAGCUCUUCAGUACCAUAAAGGCCUGAUCGGACUGAACCAGACCAGAAGCUUCCAGAGCGGAGCUACAGGAUCAGUGUUUACAGGAACAGCAACAGAGGAGACCACGUGUGGAGAUUUCAAGGCUGUGGUAGUGGAGGUUAAAGGUCAUGCACACUACAGCGGUGUGGCCACCUUUACCCAGGAGAGUGACGACCCUCUGAGUGGAGGAUUCCUUUUGCGCUGAAUCAGUGGAUUUUCAGUUUACAACAUGCAUUUCUGACUGAAUAAUGAACCUCCUAAUGUAGAAACACUUUCAGAUAUUAGGUAAAUAGUGUGCUGUGACUGUUACCUGUUUACAAGACUAGUAAAUAAUUUGAUACUCUAAUUUGAUGUACGGAUCACUUUUUAAAUGUCUGAAACAUUUCAUUAAUUAUUCUGCUCAAAUAAAGAGGAAUAAAUUUAAGGUCCCACUGAA